Messenger RNA from Fonsecaea multimorphosa CBS 102226, 1107 nucleotides. RefSeq lists its product as uncharacterized. Gene Ontology annotation, biological process: carbohydrate metabolic process. Gene Ontology annotation, molecular function: hydrolase activity, acting on carbon-nitrogen (but not peptide) bonds. Lineage: Eukaryota; Fungi; Ascomycota; Eurotiomycetes; Chaetothyriales; Herpotrichiellaceae. The record is from RefSeq and is a predicted model, not a curated record. Bases 1 to 1107 code for a protein of 368 amino acids. The transcript has a single exon.
AUGGCCUUGCAAACUGUCGACCACGUCGCUGUCAGCCUUGAUGCUCCUAACGUCGACCCUCUACAAGGAACCAAGUACGAUUUUAAGAGAGACCUUGUGGGCUACGGGAGAGAGUCUAUUCAUCCGCGCUGGCCGAACGAUGCAAAGAUCGCCCUUUCUUUUGUUAUCAAUUAUGAAGAAGGCGCUGAGAGGUCACUAUUGAAUGGCGACGGGCAGACUGAGAAUGUCCUAUGGGAACAGCCUCAUGUUGCAGAGCGGGUUGGAUCAAGGGACCCUAAGAUCGAAAGCGACUAUGACUAUGGCGCUCGUGUGGGGGUCUGGCGUCUUCUGAACAUGUUCGAGGAGAACAACAUUCGAACCACCAUCUACGCUGUCGGCCAAGCUCUUGAGAAAAACAUACCACUAGCCCGCAGUCUGGUCGAAGGUGGCCAUGAGAUCGCUAGUCACGGCUAUCGCUGGAUUCCUUAUCACAACAUGACCCCCGAAGAAGAGAAACGGUACAUGUUGCGGCAAAUGCAAUCCUUGAAAGCUACGACUGGGACAUUUCCCUCGGGAUGGUUUGUUGGGCGCUGUUCACCUCAUUCAAAAGCGCUGAUCCACGAGGUCCAUGAAGAGCUUGGCGUGCCCUUACUCUAUGAAUCGGACUGCUUUUCAGACGACCUGCCCUACUGGGCCGAUGUGCCUGCUGAGAAAAAUAGGGAAGAGCCCAAGGGAAUGUUGAUGCUCCCUUACAGCUACGACAACAACGACCUAAAAUAUCAGAUCGCUCCAGGCACGUGGGGGUCCUCGGGCGCUUUCCUAGAAUAUCUGAAGAGUUCUUUUGACGUCCUCUAUUCUGAAGGACUGAGAGGUCGACCUAAGAUGAUGACGAUCGGCUUGCAUUGCAGGAUCAGCGGCAAGCCUGGCAGGUUUGCGGCGGUCCAGUCUUUUGUCCAAUAUGUUCAACAGCAGCCUGAUGUUUGGAUUACGACCAGGAAAGAUAUCGCGCUGCAUUGGCACGAAACCUUCCCCUAUGUUAGGAACAAUGCGCCACUCGAUGAUAGCACGGCGGAGGGUCUCAAGACAGGUCCUUCAAAAGUCGAGAAUCUUGUCUAUGCUCGAAUUUAA